AUGGGCUACAUUGCGGACCUGCUGAACGAAAACACGCGUGAGGCGGCCCUGCUUGAGCUGAGCAAGAAGCGGGAACAGGUGCCGGAGCUGGCGCUUAUCUUGUGGCAUUCAUUUGGUGUCAUGACCUCGCUCCUUCAGGAGAUCAUCUCGGUCUACUCGCUACUCAAUCCGUCACAGCUCACGGCGGCGGCCUCGAACCGGGUCUGCAACGCGCUGGCGCUUCUUCAGUGUGUGGCCUCGCAUAACGAGACGCGCACGCUCUUCCUCAGCGCGCACAUUCCCCUGUUCCUCUACCCGUUCCUCAACACGACGUCCAAGUCGCGGCCCUUUGAGUACCUGCGGCUCACGUCGCUGGGCGUGAUUGGUGCCCUGGUCAAGAACGACUCCUCCGAGGUGAUCAACUUUCUCUUGACGACGGAGAUCAUUCCGCUAUGCCUGCGCAUUAUGGAGACGGGCUCUGAGCUGAGCAAGACGGUGGCCAUCUUCAUCGUGCAGAAGAUCUUGCUGGACGACAAUGGUCUGAACUACAUCUGCGCCACCUACGAGCGGUUUUAUGCUGUCGGCACCGUUCUUAGCAACAUGGUUGCACAGCUGGUCGAGCAGCAGACGGCCCGCCUCCUUAAGCAUGUUGUGCGCUGCUUCUUGCGACUCUCUGACAACGCCCGCGCCCGUGAGGCGCUUCGCCAGUGCCUCCCCGAACCUCUUCGCGACGCCACCUUCUCUUCAGUGCUGCGUGACGAUGCGGCCACGAAGCGCUGCCUGGCCCAGCUCCUCAUCAACCUUUCUGACAACAUCGUGGAGCCGGGAACGGGCCACCCGUCUAUUUGA
This is a messenger RNA of Grosmannia clavigera kw1407, 828 nucleotides long. RefSeq names its product cell differentiation protein. Gene Ontology annotation, cellular component: CCR4-NOT core complex; CCR4-NOT complex; P-body. NCBI's taxonomy places the organism in Eukaryota, Fungi, Ascomycota, Sordariomycetes, Ophiostomatales, Ophiostomataceae. The transcript has 4 exons. Gene Ontology annotation, biological process: mRNA catabolic process; negative regulation of translation. The record is from RefSeq and is a predicted model, not a curated record. The coding region runs from base 1 to 828 and encodes 275 amino acids.